Messenger RNA from Heterostelium album PN500, 105 nucleotides. RefSeq lists its product as uncharacterized. The record is from RefSeq and is a predicted model, not a curated record. Lineage: Eukaryota; Evosea; Eumycetozoa; Acytosteliales; Acytosteliaceae. The transcript has 4 exons. The coding region runs from base 1 to 105 and encodes 34 amino acids.
AUGGGUAUAGAUAACUGUGGAGUACUCUUUAAAAAUUUAGCAUUGAUUAUUGGUAAUAACACUGAAAUCAAGGAGAAAAACAUUUUGCAUUAUGUAGGUAAUUAA